Messenger RNA from Vespa mandarinia (Asian giant hornet), 5687 nucleotides. RefSeq lists its product as uncharacterized. The record is from RefSeq and is a predicted model, not a curated record. NCBI's taxonomy places the organism in Eukaryota, Metazoa, Arthropoda, Insecta, Hymenoptera, Vespidae.
CAAUCAAAAAAAAAGGACAAGGAUUAAUCUAUUAUCAAUUUAAUAAUUAACAUGUUAGACGAUAGCAAUGCAAUGUCGCAAAUGAAUCCUUGUCAAUCAAGAGUACCUUUACAAACUAAUCAAAAUAAUUUUCAAACAUAUCAGCAAACGAAUAAUCAACAAAGCACGCAAUGCUCCGGCUGGCCUGGGAAUUCUCAAGCUACCCGAUUACUUCUCAGAAAGAUACCGGGAUCGAAUAUAACCACGACGAUGGAGGAUACCAUGGAGAGAGCUCAAAGAUCUAUCAGCGCUCUCAACAAGGAUCAAUUAUUGGGCGAGUCUAGGAACUCUCAGCAAGUGAACGCUCUGAUAAAUCUUCACAUGACCGCAAAUCCACCGGCCAACAUAAUUCCGAUCCUAACGUUGGUCCAGCUUAAAGUAAACGUUCUAAAGGCACAGGUGGAAAACCUGAUCAAUACAAAACUGAUGGAAACUCAGGGUUUGGAGAUAGAAGCAACCGAUUCGAUAGAUCCAACUAUUCUUGCUCUGAAGACCGAUGCCGAACUCCGUGAAUUUCUUGUAAUUUUAAAACAAAAGGAAUGCGACGAAAGAGUGAACCUAAAUUUUGCGCCUUAUCGUUCUCAGCGGGUCAUCGCUGAAAGCAGAUUGAGUAACGUUCAGAAAAAGAUUCAACAGAUCGAAGUUGAAUUCGAAAGAAGAAGAUGCAAUGUUGCACCGUCUAUACCGUUGUCUUCUAGAAUCGUACGAGAAUUCGCCGAAACACCGGGUAAUUUUUCGAGCCAUUCAGGUUAUCCAGAUCUUACAAUAUCGAAAAGAAAGACGAUAGAAUCACGGGAAUCUCCGGAUCCUUUUGCGAUUACGAUCAAAUCUCCAAGAAAACUUCGACUGAAACCACAUGUUGGUAGUCCCGAAACGACCUACGAUUAUUCGAACAAAAAGAAAGACCAGGUGAAAACCACGUGCAAUGACAAAGGUUCUCAGAUAGAAUCAAAAACGAAAGAGAAAAAACGAACUGAUCGUACUAACCUUAAAAAUUGUAACUGUUACGAUGAAAGUUCCUCUGAAGAGAGUUCAGAGGAGGAUAAAAAAAAAAAACUUCAACUACAAAUCGACAAGAGAGGAAAUGUGACUGUGACUAGCGAGGCUAAACUAAAGAAUGUGUCCUUCAUGAAGUUGGCAUCAAACGUUUCUCUUCGAACUGUAAAGCCAAGCGAUGUUUUCGAAAAGAGAGAUCGUAAAGUGAAACCUACUCGAACCGAGAUAGAUUCGAAUGAUAUCCGUGAACCGUCCUUGCCUACUGUUCCGAAGGUCGAAGAAAUCUCUGAGGUUACGGAAACUGAUGAGCCCUCUGUUAGCGCCGAUGUCGAUCUUGUGCCAGAUGUGAAACCGUACGAUACGGUUGGCGAAAAGAAAAGGGAAAGUAUCGAGAGUGCGGAGUUAACUUUGGAUGAAUUCAAGGACGAUGCCGACAAGGACAAAAAAGAGGAAACGAAAGUUUCUAUAUCCGAUGUUAAUAUCACCGAUGAAGAAAAGAUUAAAAAGAUCGUUAAUUUGUCACAUUUUAAAGAAUUAACUCCUUCGAGUGAUAAAGAGGUUCAAAUUCCUGAGAGUAAGUUAGAUAAGACAAGUGCGAGUAUCGAAGAAGGCGUAAUAGAAGUUGAUAAGAUAAAGACCAAUGCGUUAACCGAGGAAUCGCGAAAGAAAAUUUCGACGAACGAUUUCGAAGAAAAAUUAUACGCCGUAAAAGAAGAAAAAAUCGACGAUAUCCCAAUAACAAAAACGACAAAAACGGAGAGAAUGAUGGAAGUUGAUAGUCCUAAGAAAACUUUCGUAACCACGACGAGUAUAAAAAUCGAACCUACGAAGAUUGACGAGGAAUAUAUCGAUGAACCUACGGCGGGAAAUUCGAAAGUCGUCGAUGAACUUUCUGUUAAACCAAAGAAAACAUUUCUGACGACUUUGAAAAUUGGUAAUUCGGUAAAACCAGAAAUUAAAGAUGAAACGAAGAGAACGAUCGAAGUUGAGAGACCUAAGGAAACGUUCAUAAGCACGGCAAGUAUAAAAAUCGAACCUCCAAAGAUUGAAGAAGAAUAUAUCGAUGAAUCUAUAGCAGAAAGUUCGAAAAUCUCCGAUGAACUUACUGAAAAACCAAAGAAAACAUUUCUGACGACUUUGAAAAUUGGUAAUUCGGUAAAACCAGAAAUUAAAGAUGAAACGAAGAGAACGAUCGAAGUUGAGAGUCCUAAGAAAACAUUCAUAAGCACGGCAAGUAUAAAAAUCGAACCUCCAAAGAUUGACGAAGAAUAUAUCGAUGAAUCUAUAGCAAGAAGUUCGAAAAUCUCCGAUGAACUUACUGAAAAACCAAAGAAAACAUUUCUGACGACUUUGAAAAUCGGUAAUUCGAUAAAACCCGAAAUUAAAGACGAAACGAAGAGAACGAUCGAAGUUGAAAGUCCUAAGAAAACGUUCAUAAGCACGGCAAGUAUAAAAGUCGAACCUCCAAAGAUUGACGAAGAAUAUAUCGAUGAAUCUAUAGCAGGAAGUUCGAAAAUCUCCGAUGAACUUUCUGAAAAACCAAAGAAAACAUUUCUGACGACUUUAAAAAUUGGUAAUUCGGUAAAACCAGAAAUUAAAAACGAAAAGGAGAAGACGAUUGAAGUUGGAAGACCUAAAAAAACGUUCAUAAGUACGGCAAGUAUAAAAAUCGAACCUCCAAAGAUUGACGAAGAAUAUAUCGAUGAACCUAUGGCAGAAAGUUCGAAAAUCUCGAAAGAACUUUCUGAAAAACCAAAGAAAACAUUUCUAACGACUUUGAAAAUUGGUAAUUCGGUAAAACCAGAAAUUAAAGACGAAACGAAGAGAACGAUCGAAGUUGAGAGUCCUAAGAAAACGUUCAUAAGCACGGCAAGUAUAAAAAUCGAACCUCCAAAGAUUGACGAAGAAUAUAUCGAUGAAUCUAUAGCAGAAAGUUCGAAAAUCUCCGAUGAACUUUCUGAAAAACCAAAGAAAACAUUUCUGACUACUUUGAAAAUCGGUAAUUCGGUAAAACCCGAAAUUAAAGACGAAACGAAGAGAACGAUCGAAGUUGAGAGUCCUAAGAAAACGUUCAUAAGCACGGCAAGUAUAAAAAUCGAACCUCCAAAGAUUGACGAAGAAUAUAUCGAUGAAUCUGUAGCAGGAAAUUCGAAAAUCUCCGAUGAACUUUCUGAAAAACCAAAGAAAACAUUUCUGACUACUUUGAAAAUCGGUAAUUUGGUAAAACCCGAAAUUAAAGACGAAAAUGAGAAAACGAUCGAAAACAGAGAUUCUAAAAAAACAUUCGUAACAAAGGCAUUCAUCAAAGUCGAACCUGAGGAUCACGAAGAGAAACAAUUAAAGACAAAACUAUUUAAAAGCAAUCCGAUAGAAAUGAGAAUAAAUCUGAACAAUAAAGAAGGUUAUGAAAAUCAUGAAAGGGAAAACGCGAAAGUUCAAUCGGGAAAAUCAUCUGGCAGUUUAUAUAAGUCAACUGUGAAUUUCGUUUUGAAAGGAACUGAUGAAAAUGAUCUGAAGAAGAGCGUAGGUACGAAUACUAUCGCGGCAAUAUCGAUAGGAAAGAAAGAAGAUGAAGUGAAAGAGAAGGAAAAAUCGGACGUAGGAACAAACGAAAAGAUCGUAUCGAUGUUGACGGAGAUUAAAUACGACGAACCCGAAGCAAUCGCCGAGCUAUUUCGAAGCGCGUUGACUCGAAAUUUUCAGUUGGAUAACGAUAUCGUCGAUCGAUCCUGCGAAUCGAAAUACGAAAGCUCGGAAACAGGGAACUAUUAUACGAUGGCUUUAUCGUUCCCAGAAAAUCGCUUCCCAUGGAAAAUCGAUAUCAAGAAGCACGAGAACGGUAUAAAACAUUUGAAUAAUCAAAGCCGAGAUGCUGAAAAUACAUUUCAUCCGAAGGAAACAUGGAGCAAACUAAAUACAUGCAAGUAUAAUACUGAAACGACAAGAUUUCCGUUCGUAAAUUGCGAUCGUGAUACUUCGAAUAUUACCAUCCAAAAUAACAGAGGUAUAUUAUCGGAAAUAAUCUCUUUAAUAAGUAAUCAGAUAUCAUAUUUCGGUAGUGCGAUCAAUAAAAUUCCGUUAUUCGGAAAUAUUCCAUUGAGUUUUGAUGGAUCUGUGCCUGAUAAGAUUAAUUUGACAUCGAGUAAUUAUUAUUCAAAGAGUAGGUCGAAAGAUUUCGAAAAGAUUUGGGCCGAUCCUUGCAAAGAAUAUCUUGCAAUAUUCGAAGACGUUAGGAAGCUCGACGAUGAUGAAAUAGAAAAUCUUGAUUGUUUUGUAGCGUCCAAUUCGAAACGAUCGAUUAAAAAGUUAGAUAAAAAGGUACGACGCGUUAUCAGGAAUGGCUCGUCACGUAUACCAAGGAAAGACGAUAACAAAGAGAUACGUGAUAGGUUGAGAUAUAUGAUCAUCAAAGACAAGGAUAAUAAAAAAAGUUAUUUGAUGCCUGAGGAUUCGUUUCGCGGUCACAACUCGCAACCCUAUCCAAGACCAAAUCUUGCUCGACCGUACAAGAUACGAAGAAAUUUGCUGAUCCGUAGUCGUCUCAAAGACUGCAACGCGUUCAAACAAAAUCUUCCUCCUUUCACAAUCGUAAAACGAACGCACGUUGGAAACCGGAAAUCUUUUUGUGAUACGACCGAAGAGGAAAAGAGGAGACGAACGUUUUCUCGCGUAAAGAAUGUCAAGAAAGACGAAAACUUCUUUUCCUUGCCUUUGAUAAAGGAAAAGAAUUCGAAAAUUAGUUCUACGCUUGAGAAAUCGUCCACGUCAAAGGCAAUACCCAACGAAUCUGAUACAAAGACCACAGCAACUUUCUUUUCAAACGAUUCCUGAGUAUCCAUAAAAAAAAAAACGUCACUUUCGAGUUUCAUGAUUAUUGAAAGUACUAUUUUAAAAAACAACAAAAAAGAAAAAGAAAAAAGAACACCAAUAGUUUCCAAUAAAAAUAAUUCCUAAUUAUUUUUAAUAAAAAAAAAGAGAAAAGGGGAAAGAAUAUCUCAAUGAGACAAGAUACAUUAUAAUUUCUUUUUCUUUAUUUAAUAACUUCUACUAUCUCGUCAAAUAAUUGUUUUACCGCUAUAGCCGUUUAAUUAAGAAUUCGAGAAACUUGGCGUAGUUAUAGAUACUACAACAAAAUCCAACAGCCGAAUAUUCGUAUAAUAAUAGAUUUGUUUUUGUAUACUAUAGCGGGAGGAAAAUGAGUGAAAGGAAGGGGGUGAUAUGAAAAAGUAUAUAUGUAUGUAUAUAUCUAUGUAUGUAUGACAACGUAUACAUACAUAUAGAAUUUUUCAAUUGCUCGCACACAUACACACGCAACACGCACACGCACACUCGACAAAUACUAAUUUCAAAUUAAAUUUUCGGUAUGAUCGUAGAAUCCGUAUCAUUUGUUACAUUCAAUAAACAUCAGAGUAUAAUUUCACUUUAAUACCUAUAUAGAUAAAUAUGUGUAUGUGUGUGUGUUUGUGUGUGUAUAUACAUAUAUAUAUAUAUAUAUAUAUUAAAUUUCUUACAGUCUAAAAAAUGAAUUGGUAAUAAAAAAAAUUAACAGAUUUGAAACUCACACACUGAUCAUAAAUGAAAUUUUAAUAUCGUGAUAGAUAAAAAUGACAUAUUGUAUAAGUUGAAAUCUAAAAAUCGAUGGUAAUCUAUUG